Messenger RNA from Pseudophryne corroboree (corroboree frog), 12533 nucleotides. It is a transcript of the gene SPTBN5, whose product is annotated as spectrin beta, non-erythrocytic 5. Lineage: Eukaryota; Metazoa; Chordata; Amphibia; Anura; Myobatrachidae. Gene Ontology annotation, molecular function: actin filament binding. Gene Ontology annotation, cellular component: cell junction; cortical actin cytoskeleton; cell projection. The coding region runs from base 110 to 11908 and encodes 3932 amino acids. The record is from RefSeq and is a predicted model, not a curated record. The transcript has 73 exons. Gene Ontology annotation, biological process: actin cytoskeleton organization.
GAUUCUCCUCAGCGUUACAGCAGGGCGCACCACAGCUUCAGCAGCUGAUAGAGACUGUGAACUGACAGACGGGCUUUAUACGGACAGGGGCACUUCUCCGCUGGUCAUCAUGGACGAGGAAGGGAUAACUGACUAUGAAAAGGGCCAUAUUAAAAAACUUCAGGAGCAGCGCAUGCUUAUGCAAAAGAAAACAUUCACGAACUGGAUGAACAACAUCUACAGACAACAUAACAGUAUCCCAAUUACAGAUAUAUACAUAGAUCUAUGUGAUGGGUUGUACCUGCUACGCCUGCUGGAGUUCAUUUCUGGGGAGCAGCUGCCUAAACCAGCACGAGGAAAGAUGAGAGUCCAUUUUUUGGAAAACAACAGCAAAGCUCUGGCCUUCCUGAAGUCCAAGAUGCCUGUGAAACUAAUUGGGCCAGAGAACAUUGUGGAUGGUGAUCGCACGUUAAUUUUGGGCCUCAUUUGGAUUAUUAUCCUCCGCUUCCAGAUAGCGUCCAUCACUUUGGAUAAGGAUGAGUUUGGUGCGAGUGCAGCGAAGGCGUCUGCUAAAGAAGCUCUCCUUAUCUGGUGUCAAAUUAAAACAGCCCCCUACUCCAAUGUAGACGUACAGGACUUCUCCCGCAGCUGGCGGGACGGCCUCGCUUUCAAUGCUCUCAUCCACGCUCACAGGCCUGAUCUCAUUGACUACCACUCCCUGAAGCGAACCCAUGCCUUGUACAACUUGAAUAAUGCCUUCACUGUGGCAGACACAAAGCUGGGUAUCUCCAAACUCCUGGAUGCUGAAGACGUGGUGAUUCCACAGCCGGAUGAGAGGUCCAUCAUGACAUAUGUGUCUCUUUAUUACCAUUAUUUCUCCAAAAUGAAACAAGGCCAGACUGUACAGAAGAGGAUUGGGAAUAUUAUGUCUUUGGUUCUUGACAUUGAGGGUCUGACGGACCAAUAUGAGACCAUGAUAUCCGACCUGCUAAAAUGGAUUCAGCAGAAGGUGGUGGAGAUGAAUGAUCGCAAUUUCCCCAACUCCAUAAAUGGGAUGCUGCAGCUUUUGGCAAACUUCAAAACGUACCGAACGGUCGAGAAACCACCAAAAUACCAAGAGAGAGGCUUGAUUGAGGCCCAUUUUUUCAACAUCCGAACCAAGCUACAGGGCAACAAUUUACGGCCAUACUUUCCGCAGGAUGGGUGGUCACUGAGUGAUGUAGAGAAGUAUUGGAUUAUUCUGGAGAAAGCUGAACAUGAGCGGGAGAAAGCCCUACAGAUGGAGAUGCUUCGGCUGGAGCGCUUGGAACAGUUGGCUCAGAUGUUCCAGAAAAAGGCCUUUCUUAGAGGGUCCUACCUGCGGGAAAUGAGACAAGUCAUUGAGCGUCAAGAUUUCAAACCCAACAAUAUCACCCAAGUGGAAGCUGCUACCAAGAAGCUGGAGGCUAUUGAGGCUGAUGUGUUACCUCGCGAACAGCGCUUGAAGGCACUGGCAGAAAUGGCUGGCGUUUUAGAGAAAGAGAAUUAUCACAAAAAGGGAGAAAUACUAGCUAAACAACAUCAGUUAUCGCAGGACUGGCAUGAACUCAUCAAAUUAAUGAAAACUCACAAAGAUUCCUUAGAAGACAAACAACAUAUACUGAUCCUUCUAAGAGAUAUAGAUAGUGUGGUCGAUGAAUUGAAGUCUAUGCAGGAACUAGUUGGCUCCAAUGAGUUUGGGAAACAGCUCCCUGAGGUGGAGUACUUUCUUCAGGACCAGAACUUAAUAGAGUCACAAAUUCUUUCGUAUGGUGAGAGGGUGAGGCACAUUUUGGCCAGAGCAGAAGACAUUCCUACUGGCAAAGUCAGCAAUGUUGAUGUUCUCAAUAAAGUAAAGAAUUUACAUCAGCUGUAUCAGAAUCUGGUGACUCUCAGCAAAUCCCGGCGGUUGUGUCUAGAGGAAACAUUGAAGCUCUACCAGUUUUUCCGAGACUGUGGAGAGGAAGAGUCUUGGAUCCAUGAGAAGUGGCAGGUGCUGAGGCUGGCUGACCCUGGCAGAGAUCUCAGCUACAUCAACUCGUCUAUCGCGAAACAAGAGGCUUUAGAAGCAGAAAUAUAUUCCCACCAAUCCAUUCUAGCCAAGGUAGUGAGGAAUGGGAAGGAGCUGUGCCAGGAGAGUCACACAGAUCAGACGACAAUCCAGCAAAUGAUCAACAAUAUCCAGAAGAAGUGGCUGGAGCUUCAGGAGGAAGUGAAAAAAAGUAAACUCCGCCUAGAGGUGGCAGCGCUGAUCAAACAGUAUUUUGCUGAUGCUAAUGAUGCAGCUUCAUGGCUGAGAGAACGCCUGCCGCUUCUUACCAGUGAGGACUAUGGGAAAGACGAGUCCAGCGCUGAAGCCAUUCUGCAGCGGCACCUACGGCUGGAGAAAGAGAUUGCAGCCUACAGCAUGGAAGUGAUCCGGCUCGGAGACCAGGCUCAGGCAGUAGCUAACAAAGCACCUAUGAUUCAGGAGAAGAAGCCAGUGAUUGUGAUGACAACCCAGGAGAUCAGCCGGCCGCUAAAAAGAGGAUACACACCUGCGACCCAGUCACAGAUUGAGGAACCCAAACUAGAGCUUCAGAUGACCCAGGACAACAUUCGAGCUUCGCAGAAUGAUAUUGAAGCCUCUUAUGAGAACCUCCAACAACUGGCUAAGAGAAGGAAGAAAGCUUUGGAAGAAAUAAUCCGGCUAUAUCAGUUUUAUAGUGCUUGUGGGGAAUUCCAGUCUUGGAUGGAUGACAAGGAGAAGAUCUUUCAGGCUUUUCAGCCAAACCCCGAUAAUGUGGAGGUCAUGCAGCAAAAGUAUGAGAACUUCCUGACCGAUCUUGCAGCUGGGAAAGCACGUGUAGAUGAAAUUAACAACAUGGCUGAUAAACUUGUCAAAAGUGCUCCGGACAAGAAGAAUGAAAUUCAGGACCACCAGAGAAAUAUCCAUAAUAGCUGGAACCGUCUGGAAGUGCUGAAAGAGAAGAAGGGCUCUGAGCUAAUAGGUCUGGCUGAUGUGAAAACCGUUCUCCAGAACUGUCAGAAUAUGGAAAUUCUUAUACAGGAGAAGCUAAAAGAGAUGGAGGGUUCAGAGCUAUCGGGCAGCCUAGAGUCAGAGGAACGUAAGCUGAAUGCACACGAGAGAGACAUCCAAGUGUUGGAGAGAAAAAUUGCCUAUCUAAAGAGUAUGGAGGAAUCAAUGAGAGACACAAACCCACAAGAAAGCUUAGCCAUCAGGAAGCAGAUUGAACAAAUGGAAAAGCUCCUUGGAAAGCUGAAAAGGGAGGCUCAAGAGAAAAGGGACCUACUGCAAAAGGCCAGAGAGCAGAAGACCUUCCUGCAGGAAAGUCACAGACAGAUGCUUUGGGUGCAGGACAUAAAGGACAAGCUAACAAGUGAGGAAAUGGGUACUGAUGUGGCAUCUGCUGAACAGCUCCUCAGGGAUCACCAAUACCUUCUUAAAGAAAUCCAGGGUCAGCGAGACAGAACUGUUGAACUCCAGCAAAUGGGUCAGACUGUAUUACAGUUCAGUAACAAUCCUGAAGUGCGUGAUUCCUUAGUGAGCCUCUCCCAGGGAUACAACGACCUCAGCGAUUUGUGGCUGGAGAAAAGAGUCCGGCUGGAACAGGGUUUGGAGCUGCAGCAGUUUUUGAGAGAAGCUGACAGCAUUAAUGCUGCCAUCUCCAGCCAUGAAGCAUUUCUGCGGGUGGAUGACCUUGGGGACCAAUUGGAUACGGCACAGAGCCUUCUAAACAGGCACAAGCAGUUUGCAAAAGUACUGGAUUCGCUCAAGAACAGAGUGAAUGGUCUACAAACGAAUGGAGAGUCAUUGUUGGAGAAUGGUCACUUUGCCAGUGCCUUAAUAAAGCAGAGGGUGUCGGACACACAGAAGCGAUAUGGAAGUUUGGACCAAAGAGCAGAAGAAAGACAAAAAUGCCUCUUGGAUUCAUUGAGACUUCAGGAAUUUAACCGGGAUGCCACAGAACUUUUGGUGUGGAUGGAGGAGAAGUAUAAGAUUGCCCUUGAUGAGUCGUAUCGGGACCCAACCAAUAUCCUACGUAAGCUGAAAUGGCAUGAAGCAGCUGAGCGAGAGAUGGAGGCCAACCAAGUGCGCUUUGAAGACUUAGUGAAGGUUGGAAAGCAGCUGCUGAAAGAAGAUCAUUAUGCAAAAAACUCUAUCCAGUCCAAGAUGUCCGAAGUCACAAGGAAGUGGGAGGAGCUAAAUAGCAAGAUGUCGGAGAGAGGAGACAAGCUGCGGCAAGCUGGGCAGCAGGAGCAACUGAUGGAGUUGUUGGAGGAUGCCAAAGUGAAGAUUGAGAAGAUAGAGAAGGUUGUUCAAGCCCCAGAGUCUGGACAUGACCUGAGAACAAGUCGAGACCUGCUCAAAGAGCACCGUCAGCUGGAAAACGAGAGCAGAGAGUUAGCUGAGAAAAUGAACUCAAUUGUCUCUCGUGCUCAGACAAUGGCCACCAACCAUUUCAACUCACAAGGGAUCAUGGAUGAAACUAUGAAGUAUCUGCGGAGAUUUCAGUCCCUGCAGGAGCCUUUGUCCAAAAGAGGAGAAUUCCUACAAGCUAAAGUGGAUCAGUAUGAGUUUUACCAUUAUUUUCAUCUUGAAAUGACAUGGAUUGCUGAAAAGAUGCCUGUUGCCAGCUCCACUCAUUUUGGCAAGUCCUUGGAUGCAGCACAAAACUUGCUUCAGAAACAUAAGGAAUUACAAGUGGAGGUAAAUGCCCACACACAGCAGCUGCAAAGAGUCUUGGAUAUGGGGAAAUCUCUGAUUGCAAGUCAUCACCCUGAAUCUCGGAAUAUCAGUGAUAAAAAUAAGAAGCUGCAGUCUGCCUGGGACUUGCUGGAAGAAGACUGUGAGAAGAGGAUGAGGAGCUUACAAGAAUCAGUGAGCUUUCAGCAGUUUCUACUUGACGUGUCCGACAUGGAAGGCUGGAUUGGAGAAAAACUUCCACUGGUUAACAGCAAGGAUUAUGGUAAAGAAGAAGCUGCCACUUUGAAGUUGAUGAAAAAGCACAAGGACACACAGCAAGAGAUAGAGCUAUACAAGAACCUGGCGGACGAGCUUGGUAAUGCAGGUCAGAACUUGCCUUCAUCUAAUCUCUCUGAUGAGGUGGAUGCUCCAGUUCAAAGGAUCCAUUCACAAAUUAAUACCUUACAAGAUCGAGCUACUGUGAGAUGGGGAAAACUGGAAGAGGCUUUGGCUUUGCAUGAAUACCUCAGAGAGUCUGGGGACCUGCAGGAAUGGAUCAACCAGCAGAGGCAGAUUGCCAGUUCUGGGGACUAUGGCAACGACUAUGAGCAUGUCCUGCAUCUGCAGGCUAAAUUUGACACUUUCCAGCACCAGAUGGACACAGCUGGCCAGCGGGUGGCUGGGUGCCAAAGACUUGCGGAUAGUCUGCUUGAUCGAGGCCAUUCAGAAUCAAUGCAAAUUGUGCAAAAGCAAAAGGAUCUACGAGCAUCAUGGGAAGAACUUCAGCAACUAACUAAAGAUAGAAGGAGACGUCUUCGAGAUGCUGAAGCUGUACAUAAAUGUUACUGGGACCUAAAGGAAGCACUCUCGCAAAUUGAGGAAAAAUCCCAAAGCAUUCCCGAUGACAUUGCCAAAGACCUCAGUGGAGUCCAGUCCCAGCUGCGUAAACACAAGGCCCUGGAACAUGAGUUGUCUGGGAAUGAGCAGCAGCUGCAGGAAGUCAUUGACGCGGCAGACGAAGCGCUGCCCAGGUGCUCUGGAAACCAGCGUGUGAGUCUGCAAUAUAAGCAGCAAGAAGUGGUGGAGAGCUGGGAACGGAUGAAGACCAAAGUAGAGAAAAGAAGAACAGAUCUGGAACAGUCCUGCCAGCUCUACCUCUUCCUGGCUGCUGUGCGUGACUACUUCUCUUGGACUGCAGAGAUGAUCCGGGAGAUGAAGGCUGAAGAAUCCAUACGUGGUGUCCUAGCAAGCAGUGAGAAACUAAAAGCUCACCAGGAUCUGAGGCAGACUAUAGAUGGCUACCAGGAGAACUACAACAGGACUGUGGCCAUUGGACAAUCUCUUCUACAGGAGGGGAAAAUCCCUUCAGUACAGAUCCGUGAGAAGAUCCAGGCUCUUGCUGAAGAGAACAAGAAACUUUACCAGCAUUGGGAAUUGAAGAGAAAGUUGCUGGAUCAGGUCCACCAAGAACAAGUGUUCUACAGAGAUAUUGAUCACAUGGAGAAGAUCCUCAAUGCACAGGAGGUGACUUUGAAAUCAAGUGACCUUGGGACCUCUGCCGGUGAAAUCGAACAGCUAAUCAAAAAACAUGAGGCAUUUGAGAAGCUUCUUUCUUCUCAGGAUGAAAAGGUGACAUCACUACAGGAACAAGCAGCCAGACUUCAGGCGGACAACAGGAGCCUGGAGGCCAGGCAGGUGCAAUACAAACUGAACUCUGUUCUAGAUAGGAGGAAGAAAGUGAAAUCUCUCAGCCAGUUCCGACGGGAAGAGUUAAAUACUGCACUCCUGUUGGCUCUAUUCAACCAGAACCUCACUGAGGCACAAUACUGGAUUAAUGAACGCAGGCAGAUGCUAGAUGAUGACCCUCACCUGGGCUCUACCGACCUACAGAGUAAAUUGAAGCUUCUUCAGAAACAUCAAGUAUUCGAGGCUGAGAUCUUAGCUCAUGAGAAGCCAAUACAUGAUGUUACGGAGAUGGGGAACUCGCUGCUGUCUCAACAACACCCUAAAUCUUUAGAUAUACGUCGGCAAAGUCGGGCACUGCAUGAACAGUGGGGAAAUCUGAAGAGAGCAGUGGCCACUCGGGGUAAAAUGCUGGAGGACAAGAGAGACUUACUGGAGUUCCUGCAGAAGGUUGAUCAGGUGGAGGCUUGGAUCAGAGAGAGGGAAGUAAUGAUAAAUGUUGGGGAUGUGGGCGAAGACUUUGAGCACUGUCUGCAGCUUACAAGGAAACUGAAUGAGUUCCGUGGAACAGUGUCUGGGGAAGUGACGGUAGAUGAUGCCCACAUAAGAGCUAUUAACACUCUUGCCACUAAGUUGGAGAGGCAGAACCAGGAGGAGAUGAAAACGAUUUACCAGCGGAAGAAACAGCUGAAUGAUAAGUGGAACAGUUUCCAUGGUGAUCUAAACAAAUAUCGCAAGGCGCUAGAGGGAGCACUGGAAAUUCACGCCUUGAUCCGUGAAAUUGACGACAUCAAUGAGAGGAUGACUGAAAAGAGUGUGCUUAUGCAGGCCCUUGACUACGGGAAGGAUGUAGAGAGUGUUACCAAUUUAAUCAGAAGACAUGAGGAAACUAUUCGAGACAUCAAAGUUAUCCAGACACAGAAAGAGACCUUGCACCAAGAAGCCAACCGCCUGUCCCGAAGAGAUUCACCAAUGAGCAAAUGUCUGACCUCAAAAGAGAAGGAGAUGACUGACAGCUGGCAGAAACUGCAGCGACAGUCAGCAGAAAGGAAGGAGAAAUUAGAUGCCUCUUACCAUCUGCAAAGGUUCAACGCUGAUAUACGAGAGAUAAUGAACUGGAUGCAGAAGCUUCAAGCCCUGAUGGAAGGAGCUGCUCUGCCAAAAAAUGCAGGAGAUGUUGAAGCCAGAAUUGAGGAACACCAGGAGAGGAAGGCAGAGAUAGAAGCUCGGACAGAAAGGUUGAACUUGGUGAAAACCUCCGGACAGAAGCUUAGCAACUCGGGUCAUUAUGCAGCUGACGAAAUACGACUUGCUGUCUCCAGAAUGGAAGAAACCUCGGAUGAGCUGAUUAAAUCCUGGAGAGAACAGAAUCUUAAACUGUGCCAGGCUCGUGACCUACAGACAUUUUUCAGCAUUGUCGAUCAGAAUGAGAGCUGGUUGAACAGUAAGGAGGCGUUCUUAGCCAAUGAAGAUUUGGGGGACUCUGUAGCUAGCGUGGAAAGCCUACAGCACAAACAUGAAAAGUUUCAGAAAGCUCUUGAUGCCCAGAUGGACAAAAUUGAUGAGAUGGAAUCAUUUGCCAAACAGCUGCAGAACAACCAGCAUUAUGACUCAGAGAACAUUGCUAGUAAAUGCCAGGCUGUACUGGAGCGGAAAAAGAAACUCCUCAACUUGUCCGAGGUUCGUAAGAGGAAACUGGAAGAGUCCCGACAGCUGCAGAAAUUCAUCAGGAGCUCAUAUGAGGUGGGUGCCUGGAUGCUGGAGAAAAACAACAUCGCCAUGGACGACAGCUGGAGAGACCCCAGUAACUUGCAGACCAAGCUGCAGAAACAUCAAACGUUUGAUGCAGAGAUCAAAUCAAACCGCAACCGACUGGACACCAUCAAAGCUGAUGGUGAGAAGAUGUUGCAGGACAAUCAUUAUGCCUCUAAAAUAAUCCAGACCAGACUUGAUGAAAUGGAAGAGCUGUGGACCGAGUUGCUGGAGAAAUGUUCAGAGAAGGCGGACAAACUUCAGGAUGCCUAUAAGGCAAUGCAAUUUAAGAGGAGCUUAGAAGACUUUGAAAAAUGGUUGGACAACAUAGAAGCCCAGCUGGACCUGACUAAUAGAGGUAAAGAUCUCAUGACACUUCAGAAGCUUGGAGAGCUGGAAGAAGACAUCGCCAGCCAUGGAGAGAGACUGCAGGUUUUGGCAAAUAAUACAGCUGAAUUCCGAAAAGAAGAUCACUUUCUGGCAGAUGAAAUAGAAGACAGAGUUAGGAUUUUAAUUCACAGGUACAAGAGUCUAAAUGAACCAUUACAGGAGUGGAGAGCAGGUUUAGAAGGUAGAAAGCUAUUAGACCAGUUUUUCCGGGACAUUGAUGAUGAACUGGCUUGGAUAGAAGACAAGAUGCCUCAUGCCUCUUCUAAGGAAUGUGGACAGUCACUGACCACUGCACAGGCAUUGCUGGAGAAGCACCAGAAUUUAGAAAAUGAAAUAAGCAGUCGAGAAGCAUUGACUAAAGCUGUGAUGGGCACUGGGCGGAAGUUGGUGAGAGGCAACCAUUUUGCCAGCCAAGAGAUUGACGAUCGUUUACAUCAACUGGAAGUGGCUGCAGAAACCCUAAAAGCGGAGGCAGAACGUAGGCGCAAAAGGCUGACACAGGCCUGCGAAGCCCAGCAGUUUCUUACUGAGCUCUCAGAAGCUGAAACAUGGAUGGCAGAAAGAGGGUUUGUAAUCAAAUCACCCGACAAUGGGAAAACCGAAGAAUCCACGCAAGCAUUGCUACGGAAGUUAGACACCACCAUACGGGACCUUGAAGGCUUCUCUCAAAGGAUCAACAAACUAAAGGAGACUGGGAGAAGCCUACAGACUGAGAGUGAUAAUCCAGAGAGUUCUACAGUGAUCCCGAAGCUGAAGUCUGUCCUGGCGGAAUAUGACUCCUUGCUGGAGAAGGCCGAGCUGCGCAGAGGUCACCUGCUGGAGCAGCAUCAGCUCUUCCAGUUUCUGAAGGAAGCAGAUACCAUAGAUGCCUGGCUGCUCAGCAAGAAGGCUACCGCUGAAUCCGAUAACUUCGGGCAAGAUCUGGAAAGCAUUAAGGUGCUAGAAAAAGAGUUUGAGAACUUUGUGAAGGAGAUAGAGAUACUGGGUAAAAGCAAGAUGUUGGCUUUAAAUGAACUGGCGUCUGGUCUUCUGAGUGAGUCACACAGCCAGGCAGAUGGCAUCCAGAAGAAGACAGAGGCAGUGAACGGCACGUGGGAAGCCCUCUGUCACUCAAUACAGAACAGGGCCAAGGUCUUGACAACUGCCCACCAGGUCCAUCAGUUUGAUCAUGAGGUUGAUGAACUGCUUAGCUGGAUACAAGAGAAGGAAGUCAUUGUGAAUACUGAUGACUAUGGGUAUGACCUGUCAGGGGUGCAAACAUUACUGAGCCAACAUGAGGGUUUUGAGAGGGACCUUGCAGCCAUUAAGAUGGAAAUGGAACGGAUCAUCAAGUUGGGACAACACAUAAGUCAGCUACACCCGCCAGUCCAGAAGAACGUGGCUGAGAGACUGGAAGAAGUGGGCCAGUAUUGGGGGAGUCUGAUUAAGAAAUCGCAGGAAAGGAAAGAGAAACUAAACCAAGCAGAGCAAGUACAGGUGUAUUUCAGUCACUGCGGAGAGCUGAUAAUCUGGGCCAGGGAGAUGAACGCUUUAGUGGUGUCCGAAGAACUGGCCAAUGACGUUGCUGGGGCAGAACUGCUGAUUAAACGGCACGAGGAAUACAAGAGGGAGAUCGACAAGCACUGGGGGAAGUAUGAGGAGCUUCAGGGGAUGGGGAAGACCCUGCUGGAGAAGAGGCACUUUAUGUCUGUGGAGGUUGCUGAGAAACUCAACGAGUUGUCAGAACUGAUGGGUCUCGUAUCUGACAGCUGGAAGAGAAGGAAGGAGAUCUAUAAAGAAAAUCUGGAGAUCCAGCUGCUGCGGAGGGAGCUAGAACAGGCUGACGGAUGGCUCAACACUAGAGAGCCUUAUCUUGUGGAUCAGAACUAUGGGGAGUCCGUGUCACAUGUUGAAGAACUGCUGAAGAAGCAGGAGGACUUUGAAAAGAUGUUUGCAGCCCAGGCGGAGAAGUUUGAGCAGCUGAGCAGGAAAACAAAAGGAGAGUGGAAGCUGCUGAAGCAAAUUGACCUAGAAGAAAAGGAACAGAAGAAACCUGAAACCUUCAUCCGAGUGCCUUCCCUUAAGAGGAAACCUUCAGACAGAAGAGUGUUGCCUCCUAAACUGGUGGAUCUGGGGAGCGCAAGGAAUACUGGGCUUUCCCUCAGACCUCCUGUGGAGACAUUGAGCCCCCCACACAGAAAAGUCACAGACAGCAACAGUGGUUUGUUGGACAUCUUGGAUGUGAAGGCAAACCCAUUACUAAUGGACAAAGAGAUGGAAACCCCAAAUAUUCUUGAUUUUCAUGUUCCUCCAUUGCAGAACACCACUCUCUUAUUUUCAUCCCAACCACCACAAACAUUCCACCGGCAGUCCUCAAACUCUGCACAGACUUUCCAGAGUUACAAGGUGCCAAUCCAUGAGAACUUACUGGGUAAUAUACCAUUAAUUACUGCGGAAGAGGUUAAGCAUCAACCACUGUGGGAAUCCGACUCAAACUCAUCCAAUACAUCUACAAAACUGUCAUCUGAUCCUUCCUUUCCCUCAGAGACAACAAGAAGCAGUGUGUUGGCAGUAAAGCCUUUGGUUGAACACAGUGAUGGACCAUCAAAAAUUCCAAAUCAACCUCCACAGCUUCCUGAGACGACACGUGUCACACUUUCGGCAGUAAAGCCUUUAAUUGAACUCAAUGAUGAACCAACGAAAAUCCCAAACCUGCCUCCACAGCUUCCUAAGACAACACUUGUCACACUUUCGGAAGUGAAGUAUGAACCUCUGGUACAACUGACUAGGGACCCCUCAAACGGACUUCCAAAAGUACCAGAUGUGCCAAAGGUGCCCUCUUCAGGUGCUUCAUUUGAUCGUAUAGUAUAUGGAUUCAUGGAGACAAAGCAGAAACUUCUCCCUGGUGGAAAGGCGAGUCUGGCCAGCUUCUGGAACUCUUAUUAUAUCACGCUGCGUGAUCAGACACUGAGCUUCUACCAUGCCAAGAAAGAUGAAGCCAAGAAUGAAACCGCCAUACCGUCAGUCAGUGUGACUGGUGCAGUCUGCGAAAGGAUAAACGAGUCUUCAGACAAAGCAAACACCUUCAAUGUGAGGACCUCUGACGGAUCUGAAUACAUCUUCUCAGCUCCUUCCGCUAGAAAGAUGGAAGUCUGGAUCCAAGCAAUUGAUAAGAAAGCAGAUGAGCCGGAGACUAAAAGGGGUAUAGCAGCUUACAGUCCAGUUCAUGACAUUCCAAGGAGGACAUUGUCAUUUGAACCAGACACAAGUGGCCAUAAGGUUACAGCUAGCAGAGUCUACACCACCAUGAACAACAGCAAUUUAAGAACUACUUACACACCAAAUAUACUGGAAACAGAUGAUGCCAAAGAGAAACACAAAAAGGACAAGAAUGUCUUCAAGAAGUUCUUCAAAAAAUAAAAGCUAUGUAAUGUAAUGAGAUAUCAGGCUGGCCUCACAGAAUCUACAUAUAAUAUUAAUUAAUCACGCCGUCAGGCUUACAUUUAAAAGCAACAGCCCCCAGUACAGUUCUCAGUAAAACUGGCCUUUUUUUGAGUGAAUAUGGUCAGUAUUUAAUUUUUCCCCCAGGGCUGUUCUCAUUAAACAAAAUUAAUUUGAUUCUAAAUAUAUGAGCAGAUGAACCACGUUUUAGAAAUCAAUACUAAAUUCUCAUAUUUAUGAAAGUGUUCAGCAGUUAUUGCAAUUCUGAAUACUAACACCUUUAUUUUUAUAAUGAUACUUUGUAAUAACAGAGGAAUUUUAAGUGAAUGUGCAAAAAAAUGAUUGAAAAUUAUUUUUUCCCCAAUUAACCUUUGCACUUUGAAAUGUGACUGCAUAAAAAACAAUUGUUAUACAGUACUGUAUGUUAAAAUGUUAGUGGUACAAAGAAUGUAUUAUUUAAAUUAAGUAUAUGUCAAGCGUUCUAUUGUUAUCUGACUAAAUUAAGUAUGUGUUAAACGUUUUGUUGUACUGUAUAAUGUAUGUAUGGAUAGAAUAGAGGAAAAACGUAAAUGAUUUAAAAAUAAAGGUUAGUUGUACAGAAUAA